Molecule: messenger RNA, 378 nt
Organism: Polychytrium aggregatum
Lineage: Eukaryota; Fungi; Chytridiomycota; Chytridiomycetes; Polychytriales
Exons: 1
Coding region: 23-289 (88 amino acids)
Source: RefSeq, a predicted model, not a curated record
CAGUCCGCGAUCCCUGAGCACCAUGGCCAUCCUGGCUGCCCUGACGUCCCGAGUCUGCCCUUCUCUCGGCAGCGCCCGCCAGACGCUUGUCGCGGGCAAUGCGUGGUGCCCUCGUUUCAAGCCCUGCCGAUCUCGCAUUCUUGCUGGGCUGGCCCACUUUUCGCAAGGUGUGUCGUCGGUGCCAACACCAUUCCCUGGCCAGCGCUACCGUUCGGCGUAUGAUCUGGAGAUGCAAUUGCCAUGCGCUUACACUCAACGAGGCUUUUGCUGGCUGAUGGGUGCUCGAUGACGAGUCUUCUCCAUGCUAAAUCGAGCAACGAUCGACUCUGUUUCAGCCAAGAAUCCGGAGAGCCUCACCGUCCUGGACCGCGAGUACCC